This is a messenger RNA of Dunckerocampus dactyliophorus (ringed pipefish), 3941 nucleotides long. It is a transcript of the gene dennd2b, whose product is annotated as DENN domain containing 2B. Gene Ontology annotation, biological process: positive regulation of ERK1 and ERK2 cascade. The transcript has 20 exons. Bases 176 to 3583 code for a protein of 1135 amino acids. NCBI's taxonomy places the organism in Eukaryota, Metazoa, Chordata, Actinopteri, Syngnathiformes, Syngnathidae. The record is from RefSeq and is a predicted model, not a curated record.
UUUUGCUUGGAAAGACAUGACUUGGACAUUAUUGCGGAGGGCAGGUAUCCGGCGAACCGGGCCAGACUUUUUCAUCGAGUAGAAGAAGCGGACUUUAAAGGACGAGAACAUCUCAACAUGUCAGCAGCCAUGCUCAAGAGGAACUCGGAGGUGAGUGGGUGGUUAGCAGGCAAGCAUGACUGCCAACAAGAGUUCAAAGGCCGUGCCUCAUGCAGGAGGGGGUAAAGCUCCACCAGACACCCCAGACAGGUGUCAGUCUUCAUCCCCCUGUCCUGCUCUAUCCAGCGGUCAGGGUCAGAACCAGCCACCUCUUCUUGGCGACGGGAAUACCUAUAAGAAACAGAGUAGAUACGUGAGGACUGACGGGCGGUUCUUGGUACACGCUGGCUGCAACAGCAAGACCAAAAGUUUUAGCAGUGGACCACCCCUCACAAGUCACACUGAGUCCCAGGCCCGUCUCACAAAGUCCAAGAGCAUCAGUUGCCUGGACAACCGUCUUUCCAUCUAUAAGCCUCCAAAUCAAGCAAAGGUGUGUCAGGGAGGUCAAGACUCUCAGGAGCAAAAAGAAAACCAAGGGGGUCUUUCUCCAGGUGAAGGACUUAAUGGUAGACCUCUGAGUUGGAGUACACUUUCACUAGGAUCUUUCUCAAACCAAUGCAACAAGCGGCCCCUUUCCAUCACCAGGCUGGUAAGCGGUGUUCCUCCCACCACAGUCCGCAAGAAGAUCUCAGAAUGGGAGUGCAGGAGGGUGUCUCUGCCUAGGAUGAGCUUGUGUCUGGACAAAAGGCCAGGACGAGAGCGUCUAGGGGGCAGUGAGGGCUGCCCAAGCUUGCUCUCAUCCCCCUGCAGUGAGAAGACAUUUGACUUCAAGGGGGUUCGCAGGAUGAGCACAGCGUUCUCAGAAUGCUCCUACACAGAAACGGAGGAAGAGGAAGGGGCUUCUGACAAAGAUGGCCUCGGCCGCUUCCAGAAACGGACAAGCAAGACAGAAUCUUCAGGGACAUUUGUCCGCUCCCUGUCUGCACGUAAGGAGACAUCGGCAGUCCUUAACAGGAUACAGAAAAUAGAGCAAGCCCUGAAGGACAAUCCCAGCCCACCUCCUCCACGUUAUCUGAGUAAUUGCUAUGCUCCAGACAAGACGAGACAAAAAUCUUUUGUGAUUGGCGAGGACUUUGACAGUACAUGCACCAGCAAGCGCAGCAGUGUUUGCUCUGUGGCCACUGAACCAGAUGCUGUUUUGGUGCCUGAUAAGCUCACAAAACUCAGACAACGGUUCAGCGUGAAUUCAGUUCGGUCUGAGAGUCCUGAACCACUCAGCCAGCAGACAUGUGUUGGCCCCCCAGUCAACCCCCUACCUAAACCCAAACGCACUUUUGAGUAUGAUGCCAAACAGGACAAGAAGGGCACAUUGUCAGCGAAUGGACUACCUCCAGCCUGUGAAUCUCCCCCACCCCUGCCUUCGACCCCGGCACCCAGCACAACAAGGAUGGCAAAGUCUAUGGCUAGCACUCCCAUCCGAGCCCAGGACAGAGAAUCUUAUGAAUCAGGGGAUGCCACAAGCCUGCUGUCGUCAUACACAUCCUCACCCACAGAGAAUGGCACACUAACCACAGAGACGCAGAGUCAACCCAAUUUGAGAAGCACUUUAGAGGAGAAUGCAUACGAGGACAUAAUAGAGAAAGAGAAUCCAUAUGAGGAUGUUGACCUAAAACGCAGGAGUUUGGGUCGUAAAACCUGUCAUUUGGAGACCAGCAGAUCUUGGACUGCCAUGGACAGGAAGCACAACUCUCCUCCUCAGUUACCGUCCAAACCCAGCAGCCAGUCCCUUCGGCUCACUGGUACCAACGACAGACCGAGUCAGCGGGUGUCACAAUUGUCCAAACGCCACAGCCAUGAUGAAACGCUGCUCCUCCCCCAGAUGGGUGUAUCGGCUUCCUCUUGUAUUCUGCUGGAUGAAAGCCUUUGUGGCACCAGUGAUAACCUGGCCUCACACAGGCACUGGAGGAUUCCCAAGCUGGUCCAGAGGAUCAACUCUAUUUACUGCACUAAACGUGGAAAGAAGAGACUUAAAAAGCUGUCCAUGUCCAAUCUCGAAACCUCAUCUUUGAGAGAUGACAACAGUGAGAGUGAGAGCGACUCUGAUGACAGGUUCAAAGCUCACACCCAGAGGUUGUUGAAAUUGCAAUCAAUCCUUCGACAGGCCCCCAGCUACCGCACACUGGAGCUGCAGCUAAUUGAGUGGCAAGAGAGAGAACUCUUUGAGUAUUUUGUAGUUGUUUCUUUGAAAAAGAAACCCAGCAAGAACUCCUACUCCCCAGAGGUCACUUACCAGUUCCCUAAGCUUGAUAGGCCCACCAAGCAGAUGAGGGAGGCAGAACAGAGGCUCAAAGCCAUUCCUCAGUUCUGUUUCCCUGAUGCAAAGGACUGGAGUCCCGUGUCAGAGUUUUCCAGCGAGACCUUCUCCUUCAUGUUGACUGGAGAGGAUGGCAGUAGGAGGUUCGGCUACUGCAGACGCCUGCUGCCGAGUGGGAAAGGGCCUCGCCUUCCAGAAGUGUACUGUGUCAUCAGCAGGCUGGGGUGUUUUGACUUGUUCUCCACUAUCCUGGAUGAAGUUGAGCGACGGCGAGGCGUAUCAGCAGCUCUGGUCUACCCCUUCAUGAGGAGCCUGAUGGAGUCGCCCUUUCCUGCACCCGGAAAGCUCAUCAAAGUCAAGACCUUUCUGCCCGGUGCAGGAAAUGAGGUCAUGGAGCUGAGGCGGCCCACUGACUCCAGACUGGAGCAUGUGGACUUUGACAGUCUGUUUGCUUGCCUUGGUGUUCGGCAGGUUAUCCGGGUCUUUGCCUCGCUGCUACUCGAGCGCAGAGUCAUCUUUGUGGCUGAUAAACUCAGUACGCUGUCCAACUGCAUGCAUGCUGUGGUGGCGCUGCUCUACCCCUUCUCUUGGCAACACACCUUCAUCCCAGUGCUGCCGGGGUCCAUGCUGGACAUUGUCUGCUGCCCUACUCCCUUCCUGGUGGGGCUGCUGUCCAGCUCCUUGCCCAAGCUCAAAGAGUUGCCUGUAGAAGAAGCAUUAAUGGUGGACUUGGGAACUGACCGUUUCAUCAGACAGAUGGAUGACGAGGCAUCGCUGUUGCCUCGGAAACUUCAGGCAGCUCUGGAACAAGCGCUGGAGCAGAGGAAUGACAUCAUCAAUCAGGAUUCAGACAGCGAGUCAGAUGAAGAGUACAACUCCUUAAACAGUUUGGUGUCAGAGGCCUUCAUCCGCUUCUUCCUGGAGACCAUCGGUCACUACUCCCUGUUCAUCACUCAGAACGAGCGCGGAGAGCGCCUUUUCCAAAGAGAAGCCUUUCGGAAAUCUGUGGCGUCAAAGAGUAUCCGCCGUUUCCUGGGCGUCUUUAUGGAGUCCCAGAUGUUCGCAGGCUUCAUUCAAGAUCGAGAGCUGAGGAAGACUCGCGCUAAAGGUCUGUUUGAACAGAGGGUGUAUCAAUACCUGGAGGAGCUGCCAGACACGGAGCAGAGCGGAGUCAACAAGUUUCUCAAAGGCCUUGGUAACAAAAUGAAGUUUCUCCACAAAAAGAACUAAGUGUCCUGAUUUCAAGCAACACCGGCGUCCUGCAUCUUUGCCUCAUGUUUGACUCGUGUAUUUUAUGUCAACUUGUACAUACUUCACUGUGAGCUGGCCUUGAUACUGGUGGCCAGUGUAUGAACUCGCCACAGCAGGUUGCUCCACAGCAGGUGGGCCGCACAGAAACCACUGGUGUUCUUGUAAAGAGUCUUUUCAGAGCGUGUAUGUGACACGACAAGGGCAUAAAUGUACAGUCUCUGCUUCCAUGUUUUUAGAUUGUAUUGUAAAAUCGACAUGCGUCAGGACGGUCAACUGUAAACAUAUUUUGCAUUCGCUCUUUCAAUAAAAAAAAACAGAGUUAAAACAACUUACAUGU